CCUCAUAUACUCACUCCUCAACUCUCCAAAUCCUGACCACCACAAAUGGAACACCUUUACGCCCUCGCCGGAAUAAUCUUCCCCUUUCUUUUCUUUCUCUAUGUUCUCUUCACUUCGUCCCGGAGAUCUGUCGCUCAUCGGAAGAGGAUCCCACCGGAGGCCGGUGGCGCUUGGCCGCUCAUUGGCCACCUCCAUCUGCUCCAUGCAGGAGACCCAACUCACAUAGUGUUGGCCAAAAUGGCAGAUGCCUAUGGGCCCAUGUUUACGUUAAGGUUCGGUAUGAAAAAGGCCUUGGUUGUGAGCAGUUGGGAAAUAGCAAAGGAGUUUCUUACCACAAACGACAGAAUCUUCGCCUCUCGUCCAAAGCUUGUGGCCUCAAAGCUUCUUGCCUAUGAUUAUGCGAUGAUGGGGUUCAGCCCAUACACUCCACACUGGCGCCAAGUGCGCAAAAUAGCCACGCUCGAGCUCCUCACUAACCACCGCCUCGAGCAGCUCCAACACAUCAGAGCAUUCGAGGUACAGCGCUGGAUGAAGGAGCUACACAAAAUGAGUAUUAAAAGCAAUGAAAGAGGUGAGAAAGUGGCGGUGGAAAUGAAGAAGUGGUUGGCAGACAUAACCCUGAAUACCAUAUUCAAGAUGGUGAUUGGAAAGCGAUUCUCCGCCAUCCAGCAUGGUACUGAAAACUUCCCCAAGGCGUUGAUCGAUUUCUUUGGAUUGUUCCAUAUAUUCGUUCCUUCGGAUUCGUUUCCGUUUCUGAGCUGGUUGGACUUGGGAGGACAUGAGAAGACAAUGAAGAAGACAGCCAAAAUAAUAGAUGAGGCGUUUCAUAAAUUCCUCCAACAACAUCGGGAGAGAAGAAACGACGGCGAAGCGGAGACGGCGGAGAAGGACUUCAUGGAUGUGAUGAUUGCUAGAGUUGAAGAAGAUGGACAACAUUUCAGCUACGAUGCUGAUACGAUCAUUAAAGCUACAUGCUUGAAUAUGAUAGUUGGCGGAUUUGACACAACCGCGGUUACCAUGACAUGGGCUCUUUGUUUACUCCUCAAUAACGAAGAAACGCUCAAGAAGGUCCAACUUGAAUUAGACGAAAAAGUUGGAAGAUCAAGACAAGUAAAAGAGUCUGAUGUAAAAAAUCUACCGUAUCUCCAAGCUAUUGUUAAGGAAACUCUACGGUUGUAUCCUGCUGUACCGUUAAUGGCCCCUCAUGAAUCAGUCGAGGAUUGCACAGUCGCUGGCUACCACAUCUGCAAAGGGACACGUCUCAUAGUUAAUGUUCAAAAGCUCCAAAAAGACCCACGUGUUUGGGAAGAACCUAGUGAAUUUCGUCCAGAAAGAUUUCUAACCGGCCAAAAGAACUUUGAUGUUAGAGGAUUAAGUCCACAAUUCAUACCAUUUGGAAAUGGCCGAAGGAGGUGCCCUGCAAUCUCCUUUGCCCUUCAAGUAAUGCAUAUCACACUUGCAAACUUUUUACAUGGGUUUGAAAUUGAGAGGCUAUCAGAAGAACUCCUCGACAUGGAAGAGGGUAUGGGAUUGACCAGUCUCAGAAAAGCUCCACUUGAAGUUGUCUUAACUCCACGCUUACCUGCCCAUAUUUAUGAGUAAUCUCGCAAUCGUAUUCUGUAACGAUAUUAAAUCGGACUUGUUAAUCUUUUAAUGCUUUAUCAUAUUUCUUUGCCACCG
Cucurbita moschata (crookneck pumpkin) is the source of this 1680-nucleotide messenger RNA. Its product is annotated as cytochrome P450 CYP82D47-like. The transcript has 2 exons. Lineage: Eukaryota; Viridiplantae; Streptophyta; Magnoliopsida; Cucurbitales; Cucurbitaceae. Gene Ontology annotation, molecular function: oxidoreductase activity, acting on paired donors, with incorporation or reduction of molecular oxygen; iron ion binding; heme binding. Gene Ontology annotation, biological process: defense response to other organism. Bases 46 to 1602 code for a protein of 518 amino acids. The record is from RefSeq and is a predicted model, not a curated record.